Molecule: messenger RNA, 960 nt
Organism: Torulaspora globosa
Lineage: Eukaryota; Fungi; Ascomycota; Saccharomycetes; Saccharomycetales; Saccharomycetaceae
Exons: 1
Coding region: 1-960 (319 amino acids)
Biological process (GO): carboxylic acid metabolic process
Cellular component (GO): cytoplasm
Molecular function (GO): L-lactate dehydrogenase (NAD+) activity
Source: RefSeq, a predicted model, not a curated record
AUGUCUUCGAAGAUGGAGUGCAAACCGGGUAAGAUCGCUGUGGUCGGAGUUGGCAAUCUAGGAUCGGCCACUGCAUACACACUGCUGCUUAAAGGCUUGGCAGCUGAAAUCAUUUUGAUUGAUAUCAGUGAAAAGAAGGCUGAGGGAGAAUGUAUGGAUUUGUGUCAUGCAGUACCUUUCUCUUGUGAAACGCAAAUCCGAGUGGGAAAAUGCGAGGACUGUGCCGGAUGUGCAAUCGUAAUCGUCGCCGGCGGUGAGAAUGAGAAACCAGGACAAAGCAGAAUGGAUCUGGUUUCUGAAAAUGCUAAGAUCAUGCAAGAUGUGAUCCCCAAGAUUGCUAGGAGUUCUCCCGAAGCCAUCUUACUCAUUGCCACUAAUCCAGUAGACGUUAUGACUUCGCUCGCCCAGAAAUUGUCAGGCUUCCCUGCUCAACGCGUCAUAGGGUCUGGGACGCUAUUGGACUCGGCUCGAUUCAAAUGCAAUUUGGGCAAAUACUUCAAGAUCUCCUCUAAAGAUGUCAACGCUUUCGUAGUGGGUGAACAUGGAGAUAGCCAAGUUCCUGUUUGGUCCUUGGCAUCGAUUGCCGGUAUGAGACUUUCGGAUUACUGCGAGCAGUCUGGGACCAAUUAUGACAAAGCGGCCUUGCACAAGAUUUACGAACAGACGCGCGAUGCCUCUAGCAAGAUCAUUGAGUGCAAAGGCUCCACUGCUUAUAGUACAGCUGCAGGUCUAGCCCAAAUUGUGAGUGCUAUAUUGAAAGAUGAAGGCGUUUUGCUCCCUGUGUCAACAGUAGGUGACUAUUAUGGCGUCAAAAAUAUUUCGAUGAGCGUUCCUGUUAAAGUCGGCUGCAACGGUGCUCAACAUGUGGUAAAAUUACCACUCCAGGAUGAAGAGAUGAAAGCAGUACAAAAGUCUGCUGAAAUUAUCAAGUCAGUCUGCAAGCAGGCCGGCUGCGAGUAA